Erpetoichthys calabaricus (reedfish) is the source of this 2244-nucleotide messenger RNA. RefSeq names its product zinc finger protein 665-like. Lineage: Eukaryota; Metazoa; Chordata; Cladistia; Polypteriformes; Polypteridae. Bases 212 to 1570 code for a protein of 452 amino acids. The transcript is spliced from 4 exons. The record is from RefSeq and is a predicted model, not a curated record.
GUGGUGGACUGCGCGGGUCUAUACUUAAAGGUUGCAGAAGAAGAGAAAAGAAAUAAUGAAAGAGCAGAGAGGAUGUGGAGACGUGUAGAUAACAAGGACCCUCCAUCACCAAUCCCAUGGUCAUGCAGUAAGGAGUCUAAUGGCCUCCAGGGCCGGGUGGUCCACAUGAGAAUGGAUUCUUAGAAGGGAAGAGUUUUAUUUACACAGAGCAAUGGCCUCCACCGAUGACGACAGCAUGGAGAAGAGACUGGUGCACAUUAAACAAGAGGAGUGUGACUGGGGUGCACUGGAGGAUUUGUCAGUGAAGCUGGAGGAUUGUGAAGGAACGGUUUCGGUUUUUAAAGAGGAAACUGCUGCAAUUAAACUUGAGGAAUUGGAAGAUCUGUCGGUUGGUCUUGAAGUAAAAGAGCAUAAAAAUGGGGACAUUUUCAAGCAAGAGUCUUAUCCUGGUUUACAGCCUCCAUUCACUGACCUGGAACAACUGGCCACCCAGCAGAAUUCCACCAAACUGAAAUCAGAGUUGGAGGAGAAAUUCAUUGAGGGAAAUAGGAGAGAAGAAGAAGAAGAGGAGGAGCAGCAGCAGUCACUGAGGAGUGCUGAACUACAUGCAGAAGAGAAUGACAUCUUCACCAUGUCCUCAUUUGUGCAGCCCUCUCUCCAGUGCAGACUGCAGCAUAAUCAGAACAAGAGGAAGAUGAAGAAAUUAAUAUGUGAAUCAAAGAAUGUGUCCCCAGCCUCUCUUCAGUGUAGUUCUCCUGCUGUUGUCAAACUGCAAAGCACAAAAGCCAUCAACAGUGAUCAGCACAUGCAUAAACUCCUCCUCCACACAGGAGAGAAACCCUAUUGCUGUUCUGACUGUGGUAAACGAUUCUUUGACAGUAGCACUCUUCAACAGCACACCCAGAUUCAUACUGGAGAGAACUUAUAUUGCUGUUCUGAAUGUGGCAAACGAUUCUCGCAAGCAAGUUAUUUUCAACGGCACAAAAGCGUCCACACUGCUGAAAAACCUUACUGUUGCUCUGAAUGUGGCAAACAAUUUCUGAGGAAUAACAGUCUUCAAAAACACAAAGUAAUUCACACUGGAGAGAAACGCCAUUGCUGUCUUGAAUGUGGUAAACGAUUCUCACAAGUAAGCCAUCUUCAGAGCCACAAAAGAAUCCACACUGGAGAGAAACCUUAUUGCUGUUGUGAAUGUGGCAAACAGUUCUCUCACAGUAGUAGUCUUCGACAGCACACACGGAUUCAUACUGGAGAGAAGCCAUUUGGCUGUCCAGUAUGUGGUAAACAUUUCUCACAUGUAAGUCAUUUUCAUAACCACAAAAGAAUCCACACUGGAGAGAAACCCUAUUGCUGUCAAGAAUGUGGCAAGCAAUGCUCACGACUAAGCCAUCUUCAGAGGCACAUAAGAAUCCACACUGGAGAGAAACCUUACUGCUGUUCUGACUGUGGCAAACAAUUUGCUGACAGAGCUUCUCUUCGUUACCACACACAAGUUCAUACUGGAGAGAAAGCAAGUAAGUCAAGAGAAAUUAGAAUAUCUCCAAAGAACGACAAAAGAAGAAAUAUGUGAAUAGAAAUGGAGACGACCCGGGUGAUCAGAAGAGGGAGAGGCCUUGUAUGGCGUGCUGCCAUUAAAGCAGCAGCAGGCAGAUUAAGUAAAAAAACAGGAAAUGGACAUAUUUGAAAACAAAUUCAGAAGAUGAAUUGAAAUACCUGAAAAAAUAAUUAACACGCUGUAAGCAUAACUUUGAUAUGUCACUGUGCAAAUCUCUCUUGUAAAUGACAUGUACAGCUGACACAGAGCCAGAUUAAGCACAGGGGUUCACCACAUAGAAGAACUGCUAGGCAAGCAGACUGACAGAAGACAGAGUGAGACAACUGGACAGCGCGCAGUCAGACUGAGAGGCCGUGUUCUGUUUCUAUCUGUUCAAGUCAGCAGGGAACCGUAUCAUCGUUUGGAAGUGCAUGUUCACCUAAGUGGGGGCCCUGCACGUGAAGGAAGAGAAUAAAGCCUUGGCACCUUUCCUGGCACACCUUUGAAGCGGACGGAUGGAUGGGAGAUAACGUCACCCGGUCCUGAAAAUGCCUUCCACUGAACUGAGGAGAUUGACAGACUCGACACCUCGGGCCCCCACUCCCGGACUGGGUUUGUCAUUAGCUUCAUUCGUCUGUUAUGCAUUGUAAGCCGACAUUAAACAAAGCUGUGCUAUUUCUCUGGCGUGAUUUCUUACAGCCGUAUCACUA